This is a messenger RNA of Macroventuria anomochaeta, 2457 nucleotides long. RefSeq lists its product as uncharacterized. Gene Ontology annotation, biological process: DNA replication initiation; DNA replication; double-strand break repair via break-induced replication. Lineage: Eukaryota; Fungi; Ascomycota; Dothideomycetes; Pleosporales; Didymellaceae. The record is from RefSeq and is a predicted model, not a curated record. Gene Ontology annotation, cellular component: DNA replication preinitiation complex. The transcript is spliced from 5 exons. Gene Ontology annotation, molecular function: DNA replication origin binding; single-stranded DNA binding. The coding region runs from base 1 to 2457 and encodes 818 amino acids.
AUGAGCAUAACACAGCUUUCACAGCGCUGCAACGAUCUCCGCAACGAUCUCAAAGCCUGGGAGAAGCAGUUUGCCGCACAACAUAAUGGCAAGAAAGCUGGACGGGAGGAUAUCAAGGCUGAUGCAGUAAUAUCACAGAAAUACAAAGAGUACAACAAGCUACGAACUCAAUCACCUACCAGAGCACUCCCUCAAACGCCUUCGAAACAAACAACGAGCCGCAAGCAGACCCUCAAUGUCGAACGAACGCCAAAGGCAGCGCCGAAAGCCCCAGUCCUCACACCGCUGAAGCGCAAGAGGGAAGAAGAGUUGGCCGCGGAGGGAGCGGACGCAGCAUCUGAGUACCUUUCGCCUCAAGGGCCGGCGUUCAUUGGGCCUACCCCGCAACGGGACGGCAUAGUGCUGGGACUCUUCGACAACCUCACAGCAGAGACACCAAGCAAGCGCCGUAUAAUAUUCGGCGAGAUCGAGCCCAAUGUCUUUCAGACACCUACCAAGAAGGACACAGAAGCUGCGAGCGAAGCAUCGUCAGCAUCGAGGAUAAGAGGGGAACGGACACCACUGUCGGUCACCAAGAGGAAUCUCUUCAACCAGUUUGUUACACCCAAGAAGAGGAAGCUUGAUGAGGAGGGCACACCGAUUUCUGCGCUGAAAGGCCUGGCUACCCCGGCGUUUCUGAGGAGAGACAACGCGUUGGACCGGAUCGAGGAGGCGGAUGAGACGACGCCGCGGCCGGCGCCAUGGAAGAAGAGGGGUAUGGUGAGAAGUCUCAGUGCAAUGAUACAGAGUAUGAGGAAAGAUGAGGACGAUAGGCUGGACGAAGAGGCGGACAUUAUGCGCGAGCUGGAGAUGGAAGAAGAGGGUAUGUCAGCACCAGCUAGACCGAGAGUGUCUCAUGUUCAGGUGGAGGAUAGUCAGGUAGUGAUGCCGCUGGGUCCCGACCGUGGACUGGAAUCUGAAGACGAGGAAGAGGAAGGAGAAGAUGUGGGUCGUGAUGGCAAACCAAGAAAGGUGUGGAAGAAGAAGGGGCUGAAGAGGCAAACAAGACGCACGAAUAUGCGACCGAAUGCCGUCAAGCCCAAAGCCGCCCCAGAAUUCCAAUACAAGGACGAAGACUCAGACACCGGGCCAAUUUCUAUACCAGAGACCCAAGGCCAAGCAGAUGCAGAGCCUGCACUGUCGGAAGACGAGGAUGAUUCCGACUAUGCGAGCGAUGUCUCUCACUCAGCGAAGAAGCGCAAAGCGCCAGCGAAGAAAGUGGCUAAGCCCGCUGAGAAGAAAGAGGGUGUGGUCGAGAAAGUUAAGAGGAAAAUCUCAGCUACCGCACAUGCGAACUAUCAAAGACUCAAGAUCAAGGGCAAAGGUGGAAAUGGUGGGAAACCGCGAGGAAGAUUUGUCAUGGCUUAUAUUCGAAAUCGCGUGUUUGAAGGUUACAGCAUGUCGUACGCCCAUGUGGAGGUAUUCAGUACAUCACCGGGUCUUGGCGCUGCCCUAGCUUCGCCGCCGCCUAAGCUUCCACCGCCCGCCGCAACAAACACCACGACAAUUCCAAGCUCACCACACGCCACAUCGCCUAUCUACGCAACCGAAACCUCUUCACCUCCACUCACCAGACAACCACAAACAAGACCCGUCACCAUGGCCGAGAAAGAACUACACUCCGCGCUCCAGCACCUCCAUCAGACGCUCCAGUUGCGCAACUACCAACAGGCUACAACGCUCCUCUCCAAAGCCAAGAUGGCACUCCUGCAGCUCAACGCCCUCAUCCCACAAGAGAAGACACCGAAGAAGCAACUCCAAGCCGCCCGCGAAACACUCGAGCUCGGCGCUAUCAUCUCCAUCCGCCUCAAAGACACCGUCUCCUUCACACGCUACUUCCAGCAGCUGCAGCCCUUCUACGCCCUGCCCGCAUCAUCCCUACCAAAAGACGGAAGCCAGGCCAGCAAGGUCACAGGUCUGUACCUGCUGUUGCUGCUGAGUGAGGGCGACUACGCAGGGUUCCACACACUGCUCGAGACACUGGAGGUGGCGGCGGCGCAGGAGGGGAAGGGCCUUGAGGACGACCAGUUCAUUCAGUAUCCGAUAAGGUUGGAGCAGGCGCUUAUGGAGGGGAGCUACGAUAGGGUGUGGGGUGAAACGAAGAGCGAGAGGGUGCCGAGUGAGGAGUUUGGGAUGUUCUCAGAGAUCCUCAUCGGCACAAUCCGCAAGGAGAUCGCCUCCUGCAGCGAGCGCGCAUACCCCUCGAUCCCCAUCUCUGACGCCAAAUCUCUGCUAUUCCUCGAUUCAGAAGGCAGCGUUGUCAACUUCGCGCGCGAGUCUGGCUGGGUUAUCAAUGACGGCAGGAUAUACUUCCCUCAGCAGGAGGACGACUACCAGAGCAAGGACAUUCUGGUCACGAGCGAUCAGGUCAUCGAGAAUACGCUGGGGUACGCUCGGGAGCUGGAGAUGAUUGUUUAA